Molecule: messenger RNA, 4008 nt
Organism: Homo sapiens (human)
Lineage: Eukaryota; Metazoa; Chordata; Mammalia; Primates; Hominidae
Gene: DNPEP
Product: aspartyl aminopeptidase
Exons: 15
Coding region: 344-1759 (471 amino acids)
Biological process (GO): proteolysis
Cellular component (GO): cytoplasm
Molecular function (GO): zinc ion binding; aminopeptidase activity
Source: RefSeq, marked reviewed
GAAGCGUGAUGAAGGCCUACGAGUGCGGCGCGGCCUGAAGGGGCACGCGGGGGACCUGCAAAGCUAGUGAGGGGCGGGGCAGGCGGCGCGGUGGGGGCGGGCCGAGCCCGGAGGCCAGAUGAGCGGACACAGCCCCACGCGCGGGGCCAUGCAGGUAAGUGGCUCCCGACGGCCCCACUUGAAUUUCGAUCCCAGACCGGGUCCGGCGCCCUCCGGGGCCCAAGCUUAGCGCGGUGCUGCAGUGGGGCCGCCUGACCCAAAGCGAAACCGAAAGCCCCGCGGAGGGUGACCUGACGACUUUCCCGGGACUGGAAGGGGGAGUCCUGCGAGAGACUAGGUGGCCAUGAACGGUAAGGCCCGCAAAGAGGCGGUGCAGACUGCGGCUAAGGAACUCCUCAAGUUCGUGAACCGGAGUCCCUCUCCUUUCCAUGCUGUGGCUGAAUGCCGCAACCGCCUUCUCCAGGCUGGCUUCAGUGAACUCAAGGAGACUGAGAAAUGGAAUAUUAAGCCCGAGAGCAAGUACUUCAUGACCAGGAACUCCUCCACCAUCAUAGCUUUUGCUGUAGGGGGCCAGUACGUUCCUGGCAAUGGCUUCAGCCUCAUCGGGGCCCACACGGACAGCCCCUGCCUCCGGGUGAAACGUCGGUCUCGCCGCAGCCAGGUGGGCUUCCAGCAAGUCGGUGUGGAGACCUAUGGUGGUGGGAUCUGGAGCACCUGGUUUGACCGUGACCUGACUCUGGCUGGACGCGUCAUUGUCAAGUGCCCUACCUCAGGUCGGCUGGAGCAGCAGCUGGUGCACGUGGAGCGGCCCAUUCUUCGCAUCCCACACCUGGCCAUCCAUCUGCAGCGAAAUAUCAACGAGAACUUUGGGCCCAACACAGAGAUGCAUCUAGUCCCCAUUCUUGCCACAGCCAUCCAGGAGGAGCUGGAGAAGGGGACUCCUGAGCCAGGGCCUCUCAAUGCUGUGGAUGAGCGGCACCAUUCGGUCCUCAUGUCCCUGCUCUGUGCCCAUCUGGGGCUGAGCCCCAAGGACAUAGUGGAGAUGGAGCUCUGCCUUGCAGACACCCAGCCUGCGGUCUUGGGUGGUGCCUAUGAUGAGUUCAUCUUUGCUCCUCGGCUGGACAAUCUGCACAGCUGCUUCUGUGCCCUGCAGGCCUUGAUAGAUUCCUGUGCAGGCCCUGGCUCCCUGGCCACAGAGCCUCACGUGCGCAUGGUCACACUCUAUGACAACGAAGAGGUGGGGUCUGAGAGUGCACAGGGAGCACAGUCACUGCUGACAGAGCUGGUGCUGCGGCGGAUCUCAGCCUCGUGCCAGCACCCGACAGCCUUCGAGGAAGCCAUACCCAAGUCCUUCAUGAUCAGCGCAGACAUGGCCCAUGCUGUGCAUCCCAACUACCUGGACAAGCAUGAGGAGAACCACCGGCCUUUAUUCCACAAGGGCCCCGUGAUCAAGGUGAACAGCAAGCAACGCUAUGCUUCAAACGCGGUGUCAGAGGCCCUGAUCCGAGAGGUGGCCAACAAAGUCAAGGUCCCCCUGCAGGAUCUCAUGGUCCGGAAUGACACCCCCUGUGGAACCACCAUUGGACCUAUCUUGGCUUCUCGGCUGGGGCUGCGGGUGCUGGAUUUAGGCAGCCCCCAACUGGCCAUGCACUCUAUCCGGGAGAUGGCCUGCACCACAGGAGUCCUCCAGACCCUCACCCUCUUCAAGGGCUUCUUUGAGCUGUUCCCUUCUCUAAGCCAUAAUCUCUUAGUGGAUUGAGCCCUCUUGGAAAGACUUCUCUGCCAUCCCUUUGCACCUGAGAGGGGAAGUUCUCAGCUGAGCUGAAGCUGGAUUAUUAAAGUGGAUUGUCACUCAGACUCUCCGUGCUACGCUUAUUUGGAGACUAGAGGAGUGGGAGUUGAGCCUGGCUUGAACCUUUGGAACCAGAAAAGUUGGGGAGCAGGUGGAGGAGGCCACACUCCUGGGAGCUGAUGGUUUUAAAUCUGGUUUUAAAUCUCUUCUCUGUCUCAAGUCCAUGUCUGAAGUGGGUGAAGGGUGGACUGGAUCCUCAAGCAGAAGGUCACUUCUCCCACCCCUAGUCCUCCACCUGGGAAAUGGCCUCAACGGUCUUCCCUCUUUCCAUCCCCAGAAUGGGUGUCCCGCUCUGCCUUCAGAGAUCCUGUUCUGCACUGGGCCACCUUCAGAGCUGCUCUGGGCAGACAAAGCUGUUUCUCACCCUCCCAAAAUCCCUUCCCAUCCCCUCUCAGGAGCUGCAAAGAGAAGGGCACAGUCUAUACCUUAUCACCCUUCAUCAUCCACUUCUCAGCAGUCCCUGGUAUUACUUGAUUGUGAACAUAUUAUCAGGAAAAAAGAUUAUCAUUGAAAAAAUUGGAAAAGUCAAAGUCUGGCCGGGUGCAGCGGCUCACAUCUGUAUUCCCAGCAUUUUGGGAGGCCAAGGCAGGUGGAUCACUUGAGGUCAGAGUUCAAGACCAGCCUUGCCAACAUGGUGAAACCCAUCUCUACUUAAAAAAAAAUACAAAAAAAUUAGCCAGGCAUGGUGGCACACACCUGUAAUCUCAGCUAUUCAGGAGACUGAGGCAGGAGAAUAGCUUGAACCAAGGAGGCGUAGGUUGCAGUGAGCUGAGAUGGAGCCACCACACUCCAGCCUGGGCAACAGAGCAAGGCUCUGUCUCAGAGAAAAAAGGCCAGGCGUGAUGGGUCAUGCCUGUAGUCCCAGCACUUUAGGAGGCUGAGGUGGGCGGAUCACCUGAGGUCGGGAGUUCAAGACCAGCCUGACCAACAUGGAGAAACCCUGUCCCUGCUAAAAAUACAAAAUUAGCCGGGCGUGGUGGCACAUGCCUGUAAUCUCAGCCACUCCGGAGGCUGAGGCAGGAGAAUCGCUUGAACCCAGGAGGCGGAGGUUGUGGUGAGCCAAGAUCCUGCCAUUGCACUCUAGCCUGGGCAACAAGGGUGAAACUCUCUCAAAAAAAAAAAAAGAAAAAGAAAAAGUCAAAGCCUGCUUAUAAACCAACCUCCUUCCUUCCACUAAAAUAAUUGUGCAAACUGGUGUCCUUCCAAUCUUUUUGAUACCUAUAUAAAAGUUUAUUUCCAUAUAAAUAUUCCACUUCAGCUUUCUAAAAAACUUAAUAUAAUAUAGAGAUAUUUCUAUAUCAAUACAUAUAAAUUUAAUUUAGCAAUGGCAAAAAGUUAGAAUUCAUCUAAAGAUUUCUCAGUAAAGGCAAGCCCAAAUACACUAUGAAAUGUCCAUUAUAGGUAGCUAUUGAGAAAAAGAUAAAUUGUAUAGUGUGUGUACUAACAUGAAGAGAUUACAAAGACAUUGUUGAGUAGAAAAGGCAGGUUGCAGAACUGGACACAGGACAAGGAGUACCUUCAAAACAUUAUAUGGCCAGGCACGGUGGCUUAUGCCUGUAAUCCCAGCACUUUGGGAGGCCGAGGUGGGCAGAUCACUUGAGGUCAGGAGUUCAAAACCAGCCUGGCCAACAUGGUGAAAACCUCUCUACUAAAAAUACAAAAAAAAUUAGCCAUGCGUGGUGGUGGGUGCCUGUAAUCCCAGCUACUCGGGAGGCUGAGGCAGGAGAAUAGCUUGAGCCAGGGAGGCAGAGGCUGCAGUGAGCCAAGAUUGAGCCACUGCACUCCAGCCUGGGCGACAGAGCCAGACUCCGUCUCAAAAAAAAAAUUAUUAUAUAUUUUUAUGUGUAUAUAAAUAUGCACGUAGAUGUAUACAUGUAUAGAAAAAGCCUGGAAAAAUGCACCUGAAACUUUUACAGUGAUCUUCUGGGUUGGGAGUGACAAAAGGGCCUUAGCCUUUUUGUAAUGGUUUCCUUUUGUAUAACAGAAUGUACCAUGUAUUACUUAUGUAAAAAAUUUUACCCUCACACUGUAUUUACUCUUACAAUUGGCGUACAGUAUUUUAUUGUAUAGAUGGUCAUUAUUUAUUCAGUCUGUUAAUAAUGGUCAUUUAAGUUUUUCUCCAGUUGACAACUCUAAAUAACAUUGAGAUAAAUGUA